AUGGCUACCGAACCCAACGUCGUACAAAGCUUAGCAGCUGGCGGAUUAUCAACAGAUGAUAUCGACUAUGUGAUAUACUCACACGUCCACUGGGACCAUAUCGACGAGCCAAAAGCCUUCGAUACAAGCACCUUCGUUGUUGGCCCUGGCACGUCGUCUCUACUAAAAGACAGUUUGUCCCUUCGUGGAAGUCAUUCUUUUUUCGAGCCUGAUCUGCUACCUGUGUCGCGAACCAUUGAGCUCCCCCCUACAAUAGGUGUCACAGAACAAGGGUCUUCCACUGGUAGACCUGCCCGAAAUGGAGUCACGCCGGAUUUCAGUCAGUCGUGGAUACCCCAUGGGUUCCUUCCCCGGACAAUAGAUAUCUUCCAAGACGGAAGCAUCUUGGUAGUCGAUGCACCGGGCCAUCUCCCGGGACAUAUCGAUAUUCUCGCUCGCACGAGUCCUGGUAAGUAUACAUACCUAGCUGGGGAGGCGUGCCAUGAUCGACGUAUCAUGAGACGAGAAAGGGAGAUUGGAGAAUGGCAUGAUGAGUCUGGUCACAUCUGUUGCAUUCAUACAGACAAGAAGCAGGCUUAA
This is a messenger RNA of Penicillium robsamsonii, 579 nucleotides long. RefSeq lists its product as uncharacterized. Lineage: Eukaryota; Fungi; Ascomycota; Eurotiomycetes; Eurotiales; Aspergillaceae. The transcript is spliced from 2 exons. Bases 1 to 579 code for a protein of 192 amino acids. The record is from RefSeq and is a predicted model, not a curated record.